CUCUCGUCUAUUCGCCUAACUCUCUCGAGCAACAGCCGCAAAACCUCCAAUACUCCCAAUUAUUCUCUUCGAGGGCCGCCGCCACACUGCUGACCUUCGAACCAUCGGUCUCCGCGCUGGUCCCGCGUCCUCCACCUAUCUCGAGCAACGCCUCCGCUCUCCACCGAGCCCUAUCCUCCGUCCGGCGGUCGACGCCGCGCCGCUGAUCAUAAAAAUGCCGGCUUUCGUGGCCGAUACGGCGGUUCUCUAAGGCUGAUCCGGCGGUCCCUCACCUCUCUGGAGCAACAGCCCACGAGACCACCACCCAGCCCCAGUCUUCCAUCCGACGGCUCGCUGCUGACCUUCGAAACGUUGGCCUCCGUGCUUGAUCUGGUGAUUCCUCGCUUCAUCCUAUAUGAAGAAGUGAUAUUUCCAUUCCCCCGCUUUGUUCUCGAGAUAUAGACGAGCUGGAUGAGAGCUCGAGCUCGGCUCGAUUUACGCUUGAAGACUGAUUAAGCCGAGGUCGAGUUAACUGUCUGUGGAAUUUGGAUUUACUUUUAGCUCUGGUUCUUUGGGUGGCUUGAGAUUUUGGGCUCGAUUCAUACACACAUUUUCCAUUCUUGAAGUUGAUUGUAGGGUGCCUAAAAGGGCUCAAUUUGAGUCCUAGUGAGGCAAGGGAAGGAGGUUGGCUGAGUCUAUUUGAAAGGCCAUUGGGGUCGGUUUCUGGUCAAUCAUGUGGUCAAAACUCAAGUAGUUGAAACACUGACCGGGCGCUCUGAGCAUGGAACAGUCCAUGCAGCCAUCUCAGCCGGUGAUGGGAGUUGUAACUGGUGCUGCCCAAAUAGCAUAUGCUGCUCCUACUUACCAAUCUGCAGCAAUGGUAACUGGGGCUCCAGCAGUAAUUGGAGCCAUGGCACCCCCUGCACAACCAACCUCAACCUUCCCCACUAGCCCAGCCCAGCUCACAAGCCAGCACCAGCUUGCUUACCAGCAGGUGCAACAGUUCCAUCACCAGCAGCAGCAGCAACAACAGCAGCAGCUCCAGGCCUUCUGGGCCAACCAGAUGUUAGAGAUCGAACAAGCUGCGGAUUUCAAGAACCAUAGCCUGCCGCUUGCUCGGAUAAAGAAAAUCAUGAAGGCUGACGAGGAUGUCAGGAUGAUCUCAGCUGAGGCCCCUGUGAUCUUUGCCAAGGCAUGCGAGAUGUUUAUACUGGAGCUGACACUAAGAUCGUGGAUCCAUACGGAGGAGAACAAGAGAAGGACACUACAAAAGAAUGAUAUAGCUGCUGCUAUAACCAGGACUGACAUAUUUGACUUUCUAGUUGAUAUAGUUCCCAGGGAUGAGCUAAAGGAAGAGGGCAUUGGGAUUGCCAGAGCUGCUUUGCCUACCAUGGGUGCUCCUGCUGACUCAGUCCCCUAUUACUAUGUACCAGCACAGCAUCAGGUGGCAGGACCAGGGUUGAUCAUGGGGAAGCCGGUUGAUCAAGCAACCACGGCAGCAAUGUACGCUGCCCAGCCACCUCAUCCAAUGGCUUACAUGUGGCAGCAGCCUCAGGCACAGCCUCAGCAACAACAGGCGCAGCACCAACAACAAAUGCCUGGCAGCGGCUAAAUGUAUGAAAAGGAUAGGGAGCUACUUAAUGGGUCAGGAAUUUUCAGUCCCAAAAAGGAAGGUUGCUCGAUGGAAUGGCAUGGACUCACCUACUGUACAAGUGAUUGUUAUGAUUAGCUUUCAAUAGACCUCUUGUUGGUUUGUAGGUCAAGUAGAAAAAAAACCUGUAUUUUUCUGACGUGGUAGGGAAUAACAUUCUUAAUCUAAAACUGAUAUUGGUGAUCUCGAGAGGAUUUACUGGGAGUGGGGACCAUGGUUUUGGAUCUUCAGACAGUUCUUAUUUGCUCAUCGUAUGUUACAGUGGUAAAGAUGGGAGUCGCAUGGAAUGCAUGCAAAAGCUUUACUAG
Molecule: messenger RNA, 1938 nt
Organism: Phoenix dactylifera (date palm)
Lineage: Eukaryota; Viridiplantae; Streptophyta; Magnoliopsida; Arecales; Arecaceae
Product: nuclear transcription factor Y subunit C-4-like
Biological process (GO): regulation of transcription by RNA polymerase II
Cellular component (GO): nucleus
Molecular function (GO): protein heterodimerization activity; RNA polymerase II cis-regulatory region sequence-specific DNA binding; DNA-binding transcription factor activity, RNA polymerase II-specific
Source: RefSeq, a predicted model, not a curated record